AGAGUUUGUUCUGUUCUGUUCUGUACAUGAAUUGUUGUCCUGGUCUCGUAACUACUUGCCCAAAAUGGCUCCGAAAAAGAAGAAACAAAGCAAAGAGCCGGGAGGCUCUGAAAAAGACAUGGAAAAGAGAGCAGAAAGAGAAACGCAGUUACAGAGACAGUUAGAGUCUCUGACCGAAACACGCAAUAAUCUAAGGAGGACGGUACAACAACUACGAAGUGACAAUGUGCUUCUUCGAAAUGAGGUCGACCGGAUACGCAUGGAGACGGAAGAGUUCAAAACAUAUAUGUCAAAGCUAAUGCAGAAGCGCCACAAUGAGAGUGUUGCUCUGAGUGAUCUGAGGCAGCAGAAGCUGGAAGAGCUCAAUAAAAGGAGAGAGGAGAUGGUGGAGAAACAUAGCGAGCAGGUCAAUGCCCUGAAGAACAAGAUUUUGGAGAAGGAGAAUGAGUUGGCUCAGCUGAAACUUGAAUCAGCUGAGCUUGGGGAUAUGAAGAGUCUGCGGCAGCAGCAGUUGGACCGUAUAGCUGAGUUGGAGCAGGAGGUGGUAUCUGAACACUGUCAUUACUCUGAACUUCUUAAUGCUCAGAAAGCGAACAGCUUCAGAGAGAAGGAGCGGCACAAGGCAGCAUCUAAAGUUACAGUGCGGGAGUUCGCACUCAAAGCUACAAAGGAAGCAUCUGUCUCUCUGCUGUCUCACAUGCAGCAGGAGUCUGAAGAGAGCCAUCGUCUGCAUGAGGAACUGCAGCAGCUUAUCCAAAGAGCCCAAACUUUGCGCUGCCACCAUCAGCUCCUGCAGAAGCAGCGCAGACAACUGCUGAUGGAGAAAAAGUUUGGGCAGGAGCUGCAGUGUCUGCGCAUCUCUAAAGCACAAGGGGCAUCAGCACAGGAGUCGCUGAUUAAAACUGACAGUUCCCUGGAUAAUAAAUAAUAAGCCAUGAUUUGAUUAGUUUCAUGUUCAUCAGAUAGAGUAUACUGUAUAUGUUGAUCAUGCUGUAAUUUUUAGCUAUUGAUUUUAACCUGAUAAAUAACAUAUUAGUUCCUUGUGAAAUGUCAGCAUAAUUAAAUAAUCUUUAAUUCUUUGGCAAGCUCUUUGCAUUAGUGUGUACAUAAGGAGUUAUUUCUCAAAUCAUAAUUAAAAUAGGGUGUUAUUUCUGAAA
Molecule: messenger RNA, 1157 nt
Organism: Tachysurus fulvidraco (yellow catfish)
Lineage: Eukaryota; Metazoa; Chordata; Actinopteri; Siluriformes; Bagridae
Gene: ccdc166
Product: coiled-coil domain containing 166
Exons: 7
Coding region: 65-928 (287 amino acids)
Source: RefSeq, a predicted model, not a curated record